Cavia porcellus (domestic guinea pig) is the source of this 1795-nucleotide messenger RNA. RefSeq names its product cilia and flagella associated protein 410 (gene Cfap410). Gene Ontology annotation, molecular function: protein binding. Lineage: Eukaryota; Metazoa; Chordata; Mammalia; Rodentia; Caviidae. Bases 370 to 1056 code for a protein of 228 amino acids. The record is from RefSeq and is a predicted model, not a curated record. Gene Ontology annotation, biological process: cytoskeleton organization. The transcript has 8 exons.
CACAGGCCAGAUCCCUGGAGACGUUCGGCUGCGGACCUGCCAUCUGAGAAGACCAGAUACCCAGGGACCAAGGGCCUAGGUCAGGGCCUGGGUUCCGCGCGCAGCCGUCAUGAAGCUGACGCGGAAGAUGGUCUUGUCCCGGGCCAAGGCCUCGGAGCUGCACAGCGUGCGGAAGCUCAACUGCUGGUGCCCAAGGAUGCUGUGCCCAGAUGACCCUGUUUGGGGGCGACCACAAGAGACUGGUCCUGUAGCAUCAACACAGACUCACAAGCAGGUGGCUGGGUCUUGUGGGGCCAAGGAGGACCACAGCUGCCAGAGGAGGUGUUCUGCAGGGGCAGCCGUCUCACAGAUAUCUCCAUAUGCCGGGAGAUGCCCAGCCUGGAGGUGAUCACGCUCAGCGUCAACAGCGUCUCCACCCUGGAGCCUAUGAGCAGCUGCCGCCGCCUGAGCGAACUAUACCUGAGGAGGAACCGCAUCCCCAGCCUGGACGAGCUCUUCUACCUGAAGGGCCUGCCGCACCUCAGGGUGCUAUGGCUGGCGGAGAACCCGUGCUGUGGCCCCAGCCCACACCUCUACCGCAUGACGGUGCUUCGCAAUCUGCCGCACCUGCAGAAGCUGGACAACCAGGCCUCGCUUCUUCCACCCUUCCCCCAAGCGGUGACUGAAGAGGAGCUGACCCGUGCGCUGAUGGAGGGAGACGAAAUCACAGCUGCUCCCGGCAGGGAGGGCGCAAGCCAGGAGCAUCAGGAGCCACCUGACAACCUGAGCACCCUGGGCUCCGACACUGAGCCUGGCCAGGAUACGCUGAGCUGCAUGGAGGAGGAGGCAGACUGUGUCCAGGGCCACCUCAGCCUGAAGAACCCAGACAGGGACCAACGGUUUCCUUCGUUCCCACAGAGCAAUACCGUGAACAGCCACAAGAACAGGAACGUGCUGACGGCUGUGCUGCUGCUGCUGCGGGAGCUGGACACAGAGGGCCUGGAGGCCGUGCAGCACGCUGUGGGCAGCCAGCUACAGGUCCUGCACAGGCUGGAGCUGCAGGAGGACACAGCGUGACAGGGGCCGGCAUGCCCUGCCGCAGGAGCCUACCCAUACCACAGAGCCUGGCCCACACCAGACAAGGCAGAGCAGUCCUGUCCCAGGGCUGUGGAGAUGCCCACCCAUACUGGGCCAUCCCAGACUAGACCGUAGAGGCCAUGGGAAUCUGGGCUCUCUACUGAAACCAUGGCCACAUUCAGGAACUUUGGCUCCUUCCCAGCAGGCCUGGUCAGGGUUGCACUUCUGUGUCCUUUUUCUGUGCUCUGAGGAGCCUCGCAGUGGGGGACCCGUGCUGAGCCUGUGUGAGGCCCGCAGCGCCCGUGCCCCCCAGUCUGUGUCCACAGGAAGGGCGGACUUGCCAGGAAGCUGGGAGCUGGGGGUAAGGCUGCAGCCCAGUGAGGGACCUCCUGCCAGUGCACAGUGACUGAUGGGGACGGGGCGCACGUGCCUUCUGCCACUUUCUCUGGGUCAGGGCCAUCUGUGACAGCCACACCCACACCGCCGACAGCACAUUGGCUCAAGGGACUGCUACGCAAGCUGAUGAGCCAGCUGCUUGAGGCUCAGCAGAGCCCUCUGUGCACUGGACUGGGGCACAAGAUGGGGACUGGUGACUGUCAAGGUCCCCUUGCUUACGCUUCAGGGUAAGUGUGACCUCAGCGUGGAAAGCAAGGGGUCACAAGAUGGGACACCUCAGGCGGAUGGCCCCAGCCCUGUCUGCUUCCCCUGGUCACAAGUGAAUAAAGCCCUGUCUGUUGGA